Messenger RNA from Colletotrichum chrysophilum, 852 nucleotides. RefSeq names its product Mss4p nuclear export (gene BCP1). The coding region runs from base 1 to 852 and encodes 283 amino acids. The record is from RefSeq and is a predicted model, not a curated record. The transcript has 2 exons. Lineage: Eukaryota; Fungi; Ascomycota; Sordariomycetes; Glomerellales; Glomerellaceae. Gene Ontology annotation, cellular component: nucleus.
AUGGGUAAGAAGAGAGAAAGAGAGGAGAAGCCUGCGGACGAUGUCGCCGAUAGAAUGGACGAGGACUCCUCCGACGAUGAGGACUUCGACGUCGUCAACGUCGAUUUCGAGUGGUUCAACUUCGACCCCGAGGUCGACUUCCACGGCACCAAGACGCUGCUGCGCCAACUCCUCGACGUCGAUGCGACGCUCUUCAACAUCUCUGGCCUCGCCGAUCUGAUCCUGUCGCAACCCACCAUCGGCUCAACCGUCAAGGUCGACAGCAAGGAAAACGACGCCUACGCUCUCAUCACGGCGCUCAACAUCAAGGAGCACAGCCAGAAGCCCGAGAUGGCCGAUCUGGCCAAGUACCUUAUUCAGAAGGCGCAGACAAAUGAGGCCCUGGCCCCUAUCCCCAACCUCAUCAACGGCGGCGCUCAGGUCGGCCUGAUUCUCGGCGAGAGGCUCAUCAACAUGCCUUCCGAGAUCGCGCCACCGAUGUACCGCAUGCUUGUCGAUGAGAUCGAGGCUGCUGUCGAGGACAAGGAGCCGUACGAGUUCACGCACUACCUGAUCCUCUCCAAGACGUACCAGGAGAUUGAGUCAACACUGACCGAGACGGAGAGGAAGGGCAAGAAGGCCAAGGCGGACGCCGCCAUGUGGCACUUCCACCCCGAGGACGAGGUUUUCGUGAAGCACGCGACGGCACACGGCUCGUUCUCUUACACCAACGACGAUCAGGCCGUCGCGGAUAGCAAGCGCGCAUUCCAGGAGAUGGGCGUCAAGUCGCACGGUUACAUGAUCCUGAUCGAGGCGAGCAAGUGGGAGGGCGCGGUCCAGGCGGUAGAGAAGUACAUGAACCCCGGCCAAUAG